Messenger RNA from Rotaria sp. Silwood1, 405 nucleotides. The record is from the annotation of a GenBank genome assembly. Lineage: Eukaryota; Metazoa; Rotifera; Eurotatoria; Philodinida; Philodinidae.
AUGAAAGGUGGUUCAUCAAUUAUGAAACGAAUUGCCGAAGGUGUAAAACAAACUCAUAAUACAAGUUUAUUAGAUAAAGUUUCAUCAGUUUUAAGUCCUUUAAUAUCAAAUAAUUAUAUACCACCAACAUUAACAUCUGUUAAUGGAUAUCGUGCUGGUGUGGUGUCUCAUUAUCUUCAUAUUGUUCGUUAUCCAGUUGUAUCUGAUGGUAUAUUAUUUAAAAAACAACAAACAUUUAAUCGAUCAAAAAUUGUUGAACGUGCAGUACAUGCAUGUGAUAGUGGAGCGUUUGGUUAUUUUGAAGUAACACAUGAUGUUUCAUCAUUAUGUAAAGCUGAUUUUUUAUCAAAAUUUGGUAAAACAACACGAGUUAUGAUACGAUUUUCAAUAACAACAUAUGGAUGA